CAAGCUUAGAAGGGUCAUGGGGCAGGAGUGCCCGUUGCGUCCUUGCAUAGCAAGGGGUGACUGUCAAAGAGGUGAGCAUGGCCGUGCUCGCCAUUGAAGGGCACAAAAAGCUUGAAUCUGCACAGCAGGAGCUCUUUGAUGCAUUUAGUGCGUGCUUCAAGACGGUCAAUGGCAGAAGCGUGGAGACAUGGCAGCCGCAUGAGACAAUCAUGCUUUGCAAUGAUACGACCUUCUUCGAUCUUGCAGAAGCGUUGCGAUCGGAGAUUUCCACUUUGACUGGUGAAAGUUUGGCUCCUGUCACUGAUGUAGCCAGCAUUGCGGCUUUGGCAAAAGCUAGAGAGUUGCAUUUGGAGGGAGACCUAACUACAGAGAACUUGGCGGAGACGGUCUUCCGGACGCAGUUGCUGGGAGAGCUUCUCGUAGAUUUGCAGGCUUGCCGGCUGAUGGCCAAGAAGUACUGCUGCACUGAUCUGCGAUUGGAGCUCUCAGACAAGGCGACCAGCGAGGCAAAGGACUUGGUCGAGGAGGUCGCCAAAGCGUUUGGGAUCAUUGCAUAUGCUGCCAGGAGAGGAGGCAAAGGUGCAUACAAAGGCAAAAGCUCUGGCGCACAGCCAGCAGACGAAAAGGUUCAGGCGUUGGAGGAGGUGGCAAACAAAAUAGAGAGUGACACUUCGUGGUCAGGGAAAAGGUUUGAUCACCUCCUAUACCCGUACUGGAGUUUGAACCCGGAACAGGAGCGGACAGUGUACGAGGUGAUGGAAAUCUUCAACCAGGAAUACUCUGUAAGGCGAAAGGUGCUCACACGCCGUCUUGAUGUGACCAUUCAGGCCUUCCUUUGGUCGCCCAAAGCCGAUUCCUACAUGGAGCAGAUUUCACAGGCAAUUGCGGCUGUAAUGGAUUGGCGAGAUCAUUUGAGUUCUGCCAAUAUCGGGAGCUGGCACAUGUUGGCAACUGAUGAAAAGACGGUUCAAGAGCCUCCAAAGAUUUCUUCCAUUACGGCGCUGAAAUCUGUGGUGAAGACAAUUAUCAUUGGUGCAGUGCCUGAUCGAGGUGGUGUACCUGAAGGCUACACUGUCGAAGAUAUCGCCAAAGACAUCGUGAAAGCAAACGUAGCCCUCACCAAAAAAGACCAAGGUGGUGGUGGAAAAGGUGCCUCUGCGCAGACUGCAGCUGCAAUGUCCGCAAAGAGAUGGGUUGGGAAGGGCAUGGGCUCGGGAGAAGCGCGAGACAGUCCCCGAGGAGGCGGUGGAGGUGGUGGUGGUUAUGGCGGCGGAUACUAUGGUGGAAAAGGUGGUGAUGGUGGCGGUGGUGGGUACUAUGGCAAGGGAGGAGGCGGAGGUGGCUACUACUCCCAGGGUGGAGGCAAAGGCGGUGGUGGUGGAGGCUACUAUUCCCAGAAAGGAGGUGGCGGCGGGGGUGGCGGCUACUACGGGCAAGGUGGAGGUGGUGGCGGCUACUACUCACAAGGAGGUGAUGGAGGUGGAGGUGGAGGUGGCUACUACGCGCAAGGAGGCGGUGGAGGCGGCUUCUAUGCACAAGGUGGAGGUGGUGGAGGCGGAUACUACGAGAAGGGUGGAGGUGGCGGUGGAGGAGGGUACUAUGGUGGCAAAGGGGGAGGAGGCUUUGGUGGACGGCAGCAAGACAGGCCGCCGACAUCAAAGGGUUGGACUAAAGGUGGAGGAGGUUGGUAGGUCCAAAAUGGUGCAAAGGCACAUCGACGCUGUACAGAGGUUUCAGAAGCGGCAAUUUCAGCUAUGCUUCCCAAGUCAGACUUUGUAAAUAGUGCCUCAACAUGUCUCAACAUGUCUGAACUCUCAGAAACUUCCAUGGUGUGGCCAUGCGCGUCACAUGCUACCCUGCUACGGUCUAUGGCUUUUGCGAUGGAUCUGUGACGCCAAAGUUUUUGGGCUGUGCGAAAUGUGUAUGUCGGAGAAGGCACUCUGCCUCCGCUGAGUUACUCAGAUGUUAAUAAACCUGACCGCCGGGUUUCCGGACCCAUGAAAUGGUCAUGCAGCGCCAUGCAGUUCUGCUGACAAAAGGACACUGCUGCACCAAGCAAUUGCUCCCAAUGGUAC
Molecule: messenger RNA, 2075 nt
Organism: Cladocopium goreaui
Lineage: Eukaryota; Dinophyceae; Suessiales; Symbiodiniaceae
Source: the annotation of a GenBank genome assembly